This is a messenger RNA of Fragaria vesca subsp. vesca, 473 nucleotides long. RefSeq names its product immediate early response 3-interacting protein 1-like. Gene Ontology annotation, cellular component: COPII-coated ER to Golgi transport vesicle; endoplasmic reticulum membrane; Golgi membrane. The transcript is spliced from 2 exons. NCBI's taxonomy places the organism in Eukaryota, Viridiplantae, Streptophyta, Magnoliopsida, Rosales, Rosaceae. Gene Ontology annotation, biological process: endoplasmic reticulum to Golgi vesicle-mediated transport. The record is from RefSeq and is a predicted model, not a curated record. The coding region runs from base 23 to 256 and encodes 77 amino acids.
AUCUAAUCUCGCUGGUAAGAAGAUGGGGUUAUGGACUUUGAUUCAAGGCAUGUUGUUAUUUGCAAACGGAUUGGCGAUUCUAAAUGAGGAUCGGUUUCUAGGUCCGAGAGGUUGGACCAUGCUGGAAGUUCAGAGAGGGAAUAGGAGUACGAUGAAGGGGCAGCUUAUAGGGCUUAUAUAUGCGUGCCAGUACUUCAGAUUUAUGCUCAUUCUCAUCAACUUCAUAACUAUUAUUCUGAAACUCAUAUAUGGCUGAGGCCUGUGUUUGUAAUUGUAGAAUCUUUGCAAGGUCUGUGUUUGGUUCUUGGGUUUUAGUCCCAUACGAAUUCAGGAAAAAGGGUGAUAUGAUCAGUUGGUAGCUCUGCAGGGUUGUAUGUGUUAAUGGGUGUGCUUUGGAUCCAUGGCUUUGUUGUUGUAAACUAGAUAUAGUUUCUGAAUUGAAUAUCAGUUACAAGAGUUGAUUGUUUCUUGCG